AUGACCAUUCAAGCGGCGGCGGUUCGGAUCGUCGAAGUAGGUCCGCGCGACGGCUUACAAAACAUCCGAGAUCAGAUUCCCACUGCCACGAAGCUGGAGCUGAUUCAGCGACUUGAAGAAUGUGGGCUUCGGACUAUUGAGCUGACAUCUAUUGUCUCACCGAGGGCUGUACCUCAACUUUCGGAUUGUCGCGAUGUACUCGGAAAUGAAAGAGUACAGAAGUCUAUUAAGAAUACCGAUUUACGACUGCCUGUUCUGGUUCCUAAUAUUAAAGGACUGAAUAUCGCCAUUCAACACGGCGUCAGGGAGAUCGCGGUAUUUGUUAGCGCAACGGAGGGAUUCAGCAAAGCAAACAUCAACUGCAGCGUUGAAGAGGGCAUCAAUAGGGCAAAGGAAGUGACUUCACUAGCGCUUCAAUCUAAUAUUGUCGUGAGAGGCUAUGUAUCCUGUAUCUUUAAGGACCCAUAUGACGGUCCCACUUCACCAGAAUCAGUUCUCCGCUGUGUCAAAUCACUCCUCGACGCCGGAUGCUACGAAGUGAGUCUCGGCGAUACACUCGGCGUAGGCUCACCAUCCAACGUCCGCAGUCUUUUAACCUAUUUAACGCAAAAUGGCAUCCCAAUUGCCAAUCUUGCUGGCCAUUUCCAUGAUACAUACGGCCAAGCAGCAGCAAAUGUCUGCGAAGCGUAUCGAGCUGGUAUCCGCGUGUUCGACAGCAGCGUGGGUGGUCUUGGCGGAUGUCCAUUUGCACCCGGAGCAAAGGGCAAUGUCGCCAGCGAAAGCCUCGUGGGCAUGUUCCAUGACGCGGGGAUCGAAACAGGUGUCGACUUGCCCAAGUUGAUGCAGACUGGAGAAUGGAUUUUGAAACAACUUAAUAAACCGACUUCGGGCCGUAUCGGCAUGGUGGCCUCUGCUAAUAAGAUUGGGGAUGUCAAGAACAAGACUUCUAGAAUGGGCUUGCGCUGGUCUCUUCAUUCCGAGACUGAUGGAUUUCAUUUCCCUCCAUCUGGUUUGAAGCUGAGGUCAUUUUGGAUAGGCCGUUGA
This is a messenger RNA of Penicillium pulvis, 1044 nucleotides long. RefSeq names its product hydroxymethylglutaryl-CoA lyase. Bases 1 to 1044 code for a protein of 347 amino acids. The transcript is spliced from 2 exons. NCBI's taxonomy places the organism in Eukaryota, Fungi, Ascomycota, Eurotiomycetes, Eurotiales, Aspergillaceae. The record is from RefSeq and is a predicted model, not a curated record. Gene Ontology annotation, molecular function: hydroxymethylglutaryl-CoA lyase activity. Gene Ontology annotation, biological process: ketone body biosynthetic process; L-leucine catabolic process.